This is a messenger RNA of Oncorhynchus masou masou (cherry salmon), 2673 nucleotides long. RefSeq names its product deltaC (gene dlc). Gene Ontology annotation, molecular function: calcium ion binding; Notch binding. The record is from RefSeq and is a predicted model, not a curated record. Gene Ontology annotation, biological process: multicellular organism development; Notch signaling pathway; cell communication. The transcript has 9 exons. Gene Ontology annotation, cellular component: plasma membrane. NCBI's taxonomy places the organism in Eukaryota, Metazoa, Chordata, Actinopteri, Salmoniformes, Salmonidae. The coding region runs from base 245 to 2257 and encodes 670 amino acids.
UAAAGGUAGAAGUCCAGAGUGCAACUGCUCCGCAGAGCAAAGGGAUUUUAUUUUCGUUGUGAGUUCCAUUUCUAUUAAGUAUCGUCUGAAGACUAAAAAAAUCUGACAAGAAGUGCGCUCUAUUUUUACAUUUCGCACAUGAUAUUUCUCUUCUUGUUUUGGGAUACAAUACAUUUCCCCUCUAUAUUGGAUAUCUGGCGCUGUCUGCUAAAAUUUCAUAGCAGACGAAGAAAUACUUCCCAGAAUGGCUCGUUUGUUAUUAACGUGUUUUUUGGUGUUGAUAUCAACGCAACUGGUCGAGUCGUCCGGUGUGUUUGAGUUGAAAGUACACUCCUUCAGUAGUACACGUAGUGUCUGUAAACAGUCUAGGGACUGCCAGAUAUUCUUCCGAGUCUGCCUUAAACAUUCCCAAGAUGUCAUCUCACCUGAGCCCCCCUGCACUUAUGGCAUGGGACUGACCGAAAUCUUCAGUGUCGACCCGAGCUCCAUCUCCAGUAGCGCACCCAUCAGAGUGCCUUUCCAUUUCAAGUGGCCGGGUACAUUCUCGCUCAUUGUUGAAGCCUGGAACGCAGAGUCCUCCGACGGCCAGUCCACAGAAAACCAGAAUAACUUGAUCAGCCGCUUGGCCACCCGUAGACGACUCGACGUUGGCGAGGAUUGGUCACAGGAUGUGCAUUUUGAAGAGCAAAGUGAACUUCGUUUUUCUUACCACGUUGUCUGUGAUGAACAUUACCACGGUGACAGCUGCUCAGACUACUGCCGUCCCCGUGACGACCCAUUCGGACACUAUACUUGUGAUGCCGCGGGCACCAGAAUGUGCCUGUCGGGUUGGAAAGGAGAAUACUGCUCAGAACCCAUCUGCUGGUCUGGCUGUAGUGAGAAGCAUGGUUAUUGUGAGGCCCCUGGCGAGUGCAAGUGCCGCCUCGGGUGGCAGGGACCCCUCUGUGACGAGUGUGUCCGCUAUCCUGGCUGCUUGCAUGGCACCUGCGGCCAGCCUUGGCAGUGCGACUGUAAAGAGGGCUGGGGAGGACUGUUCUGCAACCAGGACCUCAACUACUGCACCAACCACAAGCCCUGCAUGAACGAUGCGCCCUGCACCAACACAGGCCAGGGCAGCUACACCUGUACCUGCAGGCCGGGCUUCAGUGGCAACAAUUGUGAGAUCGAAACCAACGAGUGUGACAGCAACCCCUGCAAGAACGGAGGCAGCUGCAAUGAUCGGGAGAAUGACUACACCUGCACCUGCCCCCAAGGCUUCUACGGGAAGAACUGUGAGAUCAGUGCGAUGACCUGUGCCGACGGGCCCUGCUUCAACGGUGGCACCUGCAUGGAGCAGGUGACCGGCGGUUACUCCUGCCGCUGUCCUGCCGGCUACAUGGGUUCCAACUGCGAGAAGAAGAUUGACCGCUGCAGCAACAACCCCUGUGCUAACGGUGGCCAGUGCCUGGAUCUGGGCCACAGCUUAAUGUGCCGUUGUCGUCCUGGCUUCACUGGGCCGCGCUGCGAGAUCAACAUCGAUGACUGCGCCCGCAACCCCUGCCACAACGCCGGGACCUGCGUGGACGGCGUCAACGACUUUACCUGCACCUGCACCCUGGGCUUCACCAGGAAGGACUGCAGCGUCCGCGCCGAUGCCUGCUCCAUCUUCCCCUGCCAGAAUGGAGGCACCUGCUACACACACUUCUCCGGACCUGUGUGCCAGUGCCCGGCCGGCUUCAUGGGCUCCCGAUGUGAGUUUAGCCUCAAACCCACCGCCAAGCCCAAGGCUGACGGCUUACCCGCAGUCCUGGUUGUCUCCUUCGCCCUGGGCCUGGUCACCCUCACCCUGGUGGUGUGUGCUGCCAUCGUGGUCCUAAGCCAGAUAAGGCGCGGGCGGAAGGCCAUGGCGUCUUCUGUCCGUAACGACCUGGAGACGGUCAACAACCGUCCCAUAGGUGGUUCCAACCCCUUGUCCAGCCUCCGAGAGAAGGAAGCCUUCCUCAUCCCUGGCGGCCAUUACAAGGUGUCCAAUAAGGACGCAGCACUGACCUCUGGCUCCACAGACAAAAACGGAGGCAAGGCCUACAAGCAGAAGAUGAUUGACUACAACUUGGCCAAGGAGGAGGACCGUCAUGCCAAGAACAAAUUUGACCAGAAAUCAGAAGGCAGCAUAAUGGUUCCACCAAUGAGCUUCCCUAAAGAAGGCUUGUACCACCCAGUUUUCAUCAUCCAGACAGAACAGCAAGCUGAACAGUGUGUCUUUGCUACUGAGGUUUAACACAGUAUUCUGACACCAAGAGUACGGUGACCAACAAGGGCUGUGCCUGAUCAUGUUUACAAUCUUUCAAAGACAAUUCAAAGAAUUGAAGAGGAUAUAUUAAAUCAACAUGUAUUAUUUAAUAUUUAUUCAUGCUGCUCAUUAAAAAUGAACUUUUUGACAACAUUGACAAUUUUGGAUACAAUACGUGAAAGGUGGGGGUGGAGAGUAGAAAGAAUGUUCCGGCAUAAUUUGCACUACAUUUUUAAUUCUAAUAUAAUUUGCUUUCUGUUACAUUUUAACAAAAAGAGAACUUUCUUCUGAAGAGUGCCAAGGAUUCACCAAUCACAGAGAAGCAGGACCCUUUUCUCUCCUGAUGCCUUAUCAAAAAGAAAACGACAUCUCAAAUAAUCUAGAGGCCUUUUUUUUUUUACAAA